Messenger RNA from Chelmon rostratus (copperband butterflyfish), 3183 nucleotides. It is a transcript of the gene fam110c, whose product is annotated as family with sequence similarity 110 member C. The coding region runs from base 155 to 1198 and encodes 347 amino acids. NCBI's taxonomy places the organism in Eukaryota, Metazoa, Chordata, Actinopteri, Chaetodontiformes, Chaetodontidae. The record is from RefSeq and is a predicted model, not a curated record. The transcript has a single exon.
AUGUGUUUGAACAGACAAGGUGAAUUCUCCUGUUGUGAUACGUGCUCAGGCAGGCUUGAAUGGAAUCUUUUACCUCUAACACUGGAGAGACAGCACACUAAAGGAUUACCCACUCUUUGGAAAUAACUGAUCUGAAUUUUAGAUUAAAGCCACGAUGGAGGCAACUAGCGAUACAUCAAAAAUCUUGGAGAAGGGUCCUGAAUACCUUCGAAAACAAAUGGAACUGGAGAGUGAGACUAAAGGACACAUGAGUGCCGUGGAGAGGCUCGCCGCAAGCAAACCGAAGUAUGUCAAAAGCCAGCAGGUGGUCAACUCAACUCAGGAGCCAGUUAUCAGUCUUGGAUCAGCCUCUGUGAGCAGCACUGGGUCUUCUAAUCGGAGCUCGAACCGUAGCUGGAAGCGUGUCACAGGCGGUAAGUCAACAGAGGCUACAUGUGGUGCACCAACAUGCUCACAGGUACGGCGGUCCAGCUCCAAGAAACGACCAGACUCGCUUCUGCUUUACAGACAGAAAUGUGAGUUACUGAGAGGGUCGGCAAAUGACCGGAAACACCACAUUACACGCAAGCUGCUGCUCAGCUCUGUGCAAAAAAAUGUUCCGUUACGUGAGGUGGCUGAUAAGGACUGUGACGCUGAGGGCAGCGAGGAAAAAAUCACCUCACCUGAGGGAGCAGCAAAGGAAUGCAGCUCACAUGGAGUCUCCUCUCAAUCAACGGGGAGGAGGGAUGGAGUAGCAGGACAGAGCACGGGAAACAUUGCUUUUGGGACAAAGGUGACAGCUGGUGUUGGGAAGAAAUCUGGACUCCUGGCGGUUCUUGAGAUUGAAAGGAGGUCCGGCAAAGGCGUCAGUCGCUCCCACUCUGACAUCAGCUCCAGGUACUCCAAAAACUUUGCAGACUUUGACACUUUUUUCAAGUACUGCGGGCUGGACGGUGAGGUGAUCGAGUCUUUGGGGAAGGAGAACUUCUCGGCGCGAUCAGAUGAAAUUGCAGUAAACAUCCGGAGUGUCAGCGUCUCUACAUCAGAGGGCGGUUUCUCCAAGAACAGCGGUGACAGCGACGGACUCCUGGAGGAUGAGCUGAAUGGAAAGAUACGUCAGGGGACGUCAGUUAUUGAGCGCAAUGCAAGGAUUAUCAAAUGGCUGUACAGCUGCAAAAAUGCUAUCGAGACUGGAAAGAAAUUAAGAGAUCUUGACUGAGACUCUUUUUUCUCUGCACAUGUGUUUACCAAUGACAUGCAGAUGAUACAUUUUAUCCAUUCAUCACAUUUUAAUGCAGAACAUGCAUCAAAACACUGUGUGUUUGUGUGCCUGUGUGCUUAUAUCAUUGUUUCCUUUGGUUUAUGUGUAUACGGUAUGUGUGUGUGAAAAUUUCAGCAGACACUUCUGUGCAAAAAAAAGCGUGUUUGCAUCUGUUCAAACUUGCAGAAACCUAGCUUGUUCUCUGUCAGGUUGGGGGGCCACAAAGACCCCCUCAUCACACACAAAAGAACACAAAACUGUUACCUAACAUUUUCAUCUUCAAAAUGUACAUUUAAUUGUGAUUGAAUGAAAAAUAAUGGACAGUGAGAUCCAUCAUAAACUAAAAAUAAAAAAUAAAAAAAUUCCAAAUACGUUAGGGUUCAAUUAAUAGUAUUUAAAUGGGUUUUAUUUGAAUACUUAAUUUUUUUGAUAAAAUAACUCCCUAAAACUCACCUUUACUUAACAGUUCAUACUCUAAAUUGUACAUAAUGGAUUUAUUGAUGGUUAGUAAAUACUACACUCAUGAUCUAAGGGUCGGAUUUUGGGUUGCCAGGUUGUGAAAAACUCCUUUGUUUUACCUCUGUGUUUGGUAAUAAUAUAGCCACAAAUGUUAAUCCAUUCAUAAUAAGUUGUUAAUAGAUGGAUUUUUGUCCAGAUCUGCUGGAAGGUGUGUGUUCAUCCCUCAAAGAGAUUUUUCACAAUCUGGCAACCCAAAAAUUGUCUUUUUCCAUGCCUUAAAACUGUGCUAUAAAACAGUAAAUUAUCAUGAGAAAGUGAUGCCAGUAAAAUAAAGGCUGAGCAUGUUAUGGCAUUUCAUACUCAUGUUCAUAAAUGAUCCUCAGCUGGGUCUUUAGACCACUAACCAUGAAAGUGCCCUCAAAUCACCAUUUAUGUAACCUGCCUCUUAAAUUUAUAAUCCAAUGAGCAUCCUCAUCCAUUUCUCUCCAGGUGAAAGGUGUACUUUCCAUCACACACACACACACACACACACACACAAACACACGCACACACGCACACACACACACACACACACACACACACACACACACACACACACACAAUAGUUGCUGAUGUAAAAAGUGUAUCUUGUAGGAUGUGGUUAUUUUCCAGCCAAAUAAUAAUCAGUUGUUCUGUGAGUCCUGUGUGAGAGGAAUGCACCUGAUAAUCUGAUAGGCUUAAGUCCAGUGACCCGUUGAAACUGUAUCUCCACUUUCCUCCCAAAUCCCUGUCUGCUUUGUCUGCUCACCAUUUUCUCUCUCUUUCUGUCUGUUAGCCAACUUUCUGUGCUGAUCAAAGCUGAGAGUCUGUAACCCAAGUGGGAAAAAAAGCAAAGGACAGAUUCAUGAUGACUGAGUGUGUUAAACAGAAUUACUACCCACUCUGUUUCCCUCUCACACAAACAAAUCAACAUUUUUGUGCAGCAUAUGUGAGUAGCUACACGUGAACUCGUGUUGUAGACACACCUUUCACAUCCCCAGAAGCCCGACUGAUGAUUUUGCAUCGAGGCAAGUCAUGUCUCGUCCUCUCCACUGUUGCCAAAAUUUUACGUCAAUCUUAAUAUUCAGUUGAUGAUUCAGCCAGGAAGAAAAGGGCACUCAUUACUGACUAAAAUGCACACUGUCUGCCUUGUUGUAAGCUUGUAAGUUUCUUAUUUUAUUGGAGGUUUUAUCAUGUAAAAGAUUUACUGCUUUCUAAGCUGAAGUACUACUGCAAUGUCACUCCACCCCUUACCCAAACCAGGUUCAAUCUGGGGUUGCUGCUGCCUGCAUAACAUUGUUUUAUACUAUUAAAUUAUAAUUAUUUACUUACAAGUAAAUUGUUGCUGAAAUCUAGUAAAAAAUUGUGUGCACAACAUAUAUUAAACCCAGGUGCAGGAUAACAGCUUUUGCCUGAUGAUGACUCAGUGGGGAUUUUUUGGUCAAAUAAAGUGUUGGGGUGCAGUU